Messenger RNA from Diaporthe batatas, 5097 nucleotides. RefSeq lists its product as uncharacterized. Gene Ontology annotation, molecular function: phosphopantetheine binding; medium-chain fatty acid-CoA ligase activity. Gene Ontology annotation, biological process: fatty acid metabolic process. Lineage: Eukaryota; Fungi; Ascomycota; Sordariomycetes; Diaporthales; Diaporthaceae. The coding region runs from base 1 to 5097 and encodes 1698 amino acids. The record is from RefSeq and is a predicted model, not a curated record. The transcript is spliced from 3 exons.
AUGCCUUCCAGGAUGGUCGGGGGCUCACAGCCUCUUGAUAAGUGUCUCUCGCCAGUUCCUGAGUCCCCACAACUGCGGGAUUCAUGGCAGUCCCUCCAGAACUUGUCAGCCUCACUGGAUCAGGGCCUUGGCCCUCAGGCCACACUCGAACUGAUCCGGAAUCACUCAAAACUCAGCCGGGCGCCUCACACCGACAACCCAUUUGCAGACCCGGACGACUGCGCAGACUUGAUCGAACGCACAGAAAGCCAGAUCAAGCAGACAUACACGUCCCUGGCUGAUUUCAUUCUCGAGAAACCAGAAGCAGCCCUGCGGGUCCUCAGUGUUGAUAGAUACAUCUCACAUGACUACCUGAGGCGGUUUGUGAGCGAGUUCUGUCUCCCCAUCGGGGCUGAAGGGCCACGCAAGCCAGUCGUGUCCAUUGCGCUGCCCAAUGGUCCGCUGCUGGCUGCCAUGUGUAUGGCUGUAACGACUCACUACAUCGCCUCUCCCGUCAACCCGGCCGCGGGCGCAGAGCAGUUUGAAGCAGACGUUGUCCAGGCUGGUGCCAAGUGCAUCCUGACAACGCAAGACGACUUCCAGAAGCUUGGGCUCGAGGGAGGAUGGGUCGCAGAUAAUGGCAUCCUGGUGCUGCUGGUCGACCUGGACGAAGACAUGAAAAUCUCCAUCACGGCUCCUGACGGAACAACUGUUGCGGCUGAACAGUCUGCAGCCCCGAAUGGACCUGAUGACAUUGCUCUGAUUUUGUUUACCAGUGGAACAUCGGGCAAGAAGAAGGUCGUCCCGAUAACAGCCCACUCUAUCGUCGCCGGUGUUGCCUUUGUCAUCGAGUCUUGGGCACUGACGGAAGAUGAUGUCUGUCUGAACAUGAUGCCUCUGUAUCAUGUCGGCGGGCUCAUCCGCAACAUAUUCGCACCAGUCUUCUCAGGCGGCUCAACAGUCUGCUGCCCAGCCUUCGACCCAAACUCCUUUUGGGAUGUUGUCGAGACGGGGCUGCCCACGUGGUAUUAUGCCUCGCCGUCGAUGCACUCCCUGAUCCUCGCCGAGUCGUCCCAGCGGCCCCAGGCCCUGGCCAAUGCUGAGAUCCGGCUCGUCUGCAACGCUGCCGGCGGCCUGCUUCCGUCCCUGGCGACCCAGAUCCGCGAUACCUUCGACUGCGUCGUCCUGCCGAGCUACGGCAUGACCGAGUGCAUGCCCAUCUCGACGCCGCCCGUUGGGUACAAGCUCGACCGCCCCGGCACGUCGGGUGUCACCUGCGGGCCGGAGAUGAAGAUUCUUGAUCAGGACUUCAUGGCCGUGCCUUCGGGGAAGAUCGGCCGUAUCUGUGUUCGUGGUGCUCCGCUGUUCCCGGGCUACCUCCAGCCUGAUGGGACGGUCGACACCUCAGCCCUCAGCGAGGAUGGCUGGUUCGACACGGGCGACCUGGGCUACAUGGACGAUGACGGAUACUUGUAUAUCACUGGCCGCAGCAAGGAGGUCAUCAACCGCGGCGGCGAACUGAUCUCCCCCUUCGAGGUAGAGAACGCUAUUGUCGCAGCCUCGCUCAAGUCUGACUCCCCACUGCACGGCCGCGUCAAUGCCGCGCUCGCCUUUUCCGUCCCACACGAUGUGCUGCAGGAAGUGGUCGGAGUCGUCCUCGUGACGCCCGAAAACGCGCCUCGCGUCGAUCUUAAGCAACUCCACAGCUCGCUCAAGUCAAGCCUGCAGUCGGUCAAGUGGCCCACCGUGAUCGUCUACAUGGACGAUCUCCCGAAGCGUAACAACAAGGUCAUGCGCAUAAAGCUCGCCGAGCGCCUGUCGCUGCCGAACAUGACGGAUGGUUGGGCAUACCUGGAUAGGCACUGGGACGGUGUGUGUCCUCCGCCUGACACAGAGCUGUCCACGCCGAUCAAGUGCUCGCCUUGCCCCGUUGACCUUGAGCGCUUGUUCAAAGAAAUCACGUGUAUACUCCCAGAUGGAACUUCUUUUUGUCUGCGAGCCGUGCCCGAGGAUCGAUCGCUGCAGGUGGUUCUUGCUCCGUCGGCGCCAGACAGUGAACCAUUGCACGGCAGCCUGCCUGGUUACUUGAGGGACAGGCUCUCUGCAAACGUCGCAGGCUACAUGAUUCCUCAGAAAAUCCAAACGUUGCCAACCCCCCUGCCGGAGGAUGCCGAUGGCAAGAUCGACGAUGAUGCGCUACAGGAGCGCCUUGAUCAGCUUGAAGCAUCCGCUGAUGCCAAUGGAGAAUACUCGAUACUCGGCGCAGUCACCAAGGCGUUUGCAUCGGUUCUGGGGAUGACUGCUAGAGAUAUACCUUCAGAUGGAGACUUCUUCGAUCUCGGCGGUGACUCCCUCAAGGCAGGCCGCCUUCUCUCCGUGCUUCGAGCUGAGUUCAACGUCCAUAUUCCUAUUGAUGCAAUCUUUCAGAACAGCACACCAGACUCCAUGUCAGGCGACAUCCGCCAGAGGCUGCCUGACAACUGGGACGCAUCAACACAGAGCUCGAAGAAGGAGGAGGAUUUCAUCCCAGAAGGCUGCACAGAGACAUUCUCAUCCAAGCGACCUGGCCUCAUGGCACUGCAGCUCCUCCCCAUGAUGGUCUUCUAUCCCAUCCGCCGCGCGGGCCAGUGGACCAUCUUCAUGGUGUUUCUAGCAGCAACGCAACAGUGGCGGACGACGCAGUACGUCCCAGGCCGCCUCUUCAACCUGACCCUCGCGAUCCUCGUCGCCCGCCUCGCAACAAAAGCCAUCGCGCCGUGGUUCGGCAUAGCCGCCAAGUGGCUCAUCGUCGGCCGCUACAAAGAGGGCACAUACCCGAUGUGGGGCUCGUACCACACGCGGUGGUGGCUCGUCCAGAAGAUCGUCGACAUCUGCGGGCACGGCCUCUUCGCCCAGACCAACUACACCAACAACCUGUACCUGCGGAUGAUGGGCGCCAAGAUCGGCAGCAACGUCACGCUCAAGGGCGUCCAGACGGGCGAGUGGGACCUCAUCCACAUCGGCGACGGCGCGGUGCUCGAGAACUGCACCGUCAGGCCGUUCGCCGGCGAGAGGAACACCACCAUGUACCUGGGCGCGAUCCACAUUGGCCGGAAUGCCAGCGUCGGGCUCAAGUCCAUCGUGGCGCCCGGCACUUGUGUCCCGGACGACGCGUGCAUCGGGCCCAACAGCUCCAGCUGGGAGGUCGAGGACGCGGACGAGGCCAACCGCGAUCUUCUUGUUAGCAAGAUCCCGGGUGUCCACUGGGUGCUCGAGUGGCUCGUCACAAGGCCGCUCGUCAUGGUGGCCUGGAUCUUCAGCCUGAUGCCGUGGUACGCCGGGCUGAUUGGCCUCGUCAUCUCCGAGCCGGUGAACACCAACAACCCGCUGUACAGCAUUCUUAUGUGGUUUGCUGCUACGCACAGAGUUGGUUUCCACUACCUCGCGCUCGUACUUCGAAUCAGUAUCAGUCCUUUUAUGCUCUUCGGGUUCACCCUCGUCGUCAAGUGGGUGCUCGACUCGUGUUUUGGCAUCUUGGAGCCUGGCCCUGUCAAAGCCAGGAGCGAGCUGCAGAAAUGGAGGACGAGUAUCAUCAAGAGCCUGUACGGUGUCAAGAGGCUUCACGAGAUGACGGAGCUUACCGGGCAGCACUACGAGUACACCUCUAUUGCCCUGCGCAUGCUCGGUGCGCGGGUCGGACGCCGUGUCUACUGGCCUGGCACGGGACCAUCCAUCGGCGAUUACCAUCUGCUGAACAUUGGCAACGACGUCGUCUUUGGAUCCCGCGCCAACCUGGUCACAUCCGACGGAAUCGGUUCCGAGCCCAUCAAGAUCGAGGACCGCGCCAUGAUCGCUGAUCGCGUCACCCUGCUGCCGGGCGUGGUCGUCGGCGAGAAAACAACGAUGGGUUCUGGUGCGCUGACGAGGAGAAACGGAUACUACUCCAAUGGCAGUACCUACGUCGGCUCCAAGAAGAAUGACGCGGUAUGUCUCAGCACCGGCACAACCCCUGCUGUAUCUCGCAAGGGGAGCCGGGGCCUGGACUCACUGAACAGCUUCUCGUCAGAUGGCAGCCUGAAGGAGAAGCACCGCGUCGAAGUUACUUCAUCCAGAAACAACGUCAGCGGCCUCGACCCGCAAGACGCCUCCCCAUUCGGCCGCGCGUUCUACCUCAAGCAGGCCCCAUACAAGGUCUACGGGAUGGGGACGAUCGUCAUGUACAGCACCAUGACCACCAUCCUGACCGCCCUCUACUGGAACAUCCCCUCCAUCUCCUCCAUCCAGAUCGUCGCCCGCAUCUUCCACGACCAGCACCACCUCCUCGGCCUCGAGCGCUGGUUCGACGCGCCCAUCAUGUUCGCGCUCUUCUUCAUCUUCAUCGCCAUCCUGACCACGGCCCAGACGGCCCUGGCCACCGCCAUCGUCAUCGGCGCAAAGUGGGCCCUCCUCGGCCGCAGGAUGCCGGGCAACUACGACUGGGACAAGUCGCCGUACUGCCAGAGCUGGCAGCUCUACCUGACCGUCGAGAAGCUGCGGCGGCACUGCUUCCGCGGCCACGGCAUCCUGGGCAUGCUCACGGGCACGCACUGGCUGGUCAUGUACUUCCGCGCGCUCGGCGGCACCAUCGGCGACGACUGCGCCCUGUUCGCGAACGGCAGGCCCAGCCUGAUGUUCACGGAGCCCGACCUCAUCACCAUCGGCGACCGCACCGUCGUCGAUGACGCCAGCGUGGUGGCGCACAUCAACACCAGGGGCAAGUUCGACCUCAACAGGCUGGAGAUUGGUGAGCGGUGUGUGCUGCGGUCCGGCUCGAGGCUUCUCAGCGGCGCCAACAUGCGGGACGACUCGGCACUGCUGGAGCACACCCUUGUCAUGGGCGGCGACGUGGUUGAGAAGGGCUGGACGAUGCAGGGCUGGCCGGCUAGCAGGUUCCAGGGUCGGCGGGUAAACCUGCCUAUUGCGGGCACAAGAGAUGCGAAAAGAGAGAGCAUAAACACUAUCAGCACCACCAGCACAGAUAUCUUCAGCUUGCCUGCUGAGAAGCAGGAUCCGUGUAAAUACCGAAUGUGUCUGUUUAAUUACCCAGGCAGGGUCCUUUUAACCAUUUCGCUAGAAAGACCACCCUUAGAAAAAAAAUAG